AUGCGCAAAGUCUAUCACCGGAGCUUCUCACUACUCUCCUCCUCUACCUCUCCGUCAUUUUUUCCAUUAAAUCGUCAACUCCCCAACUCAAUUCUCCUCCGUUCGCCGCCGCGGCUGCCGAAGUUGAGAAUUAAUGCGCACAACUGCUGUUGUUAUUCUUCCUCGGUAACUAAUAAGAAGCCGGCGGCGACGACGUUGCCGUUUGAUUGUCGGAAAGCAGCAGUGACGACGACGGCGCUUCCGAGGUCUCCAAUGGCGAACUAUUCCUCAUCACGUUUUCACAGCGUUGUUCCGAUCAACGCUGUUUCUGGUUCUCUUGAGAACGGAGGCUCGAAAAAUGGCGCCGUUUCUUCUUCUACUGCAAUCCAGGAUGAAGAGUUGGGCAAUGGAUAUCAACUUCCUCCCCCUGAGAUUAGAGACAUCGUGGAUGCUCCACCACUUCCCGCACUAUCGUUUUCUCCCCACAGGGAUAAGAUACUAUUCCUCAAGCGAAGAUCUUUACCUCCUUUGUCAGAGUUAGCUAAGCCGGAGGAGAAACUCGCUGGUGUUCGCAUUGAUGGAAAAUGUAAUUCCAGAAGUCGUAUGUCAUUUUACACUGGCAUAGGGAUCCACUCGUUCAACGACGAUGGCACUUUAGGUCCAGAGACAGAGAUUACAGGCCUCCCGGAUGGUGCUAAAAUCAAUUUUGUAACUUGGUCCAAUGAUGGUCGGCAUUUGGCCUUCGCUGUCCGGGUUGAGGAGGAGGACCACAGUAGCAGUAAAUUAAGAGUUUGGGUUGCGGAAGUGGAAACGGGAAAAGCUAGGCAGUUGUUUCACUCCCCAGAUUUUUAUGUUAACGCAGUUUUCGAUAAUUUUGUCUGGUUGAACAACUCAACUCUUUUGGUUUGCACGAUACCUUUAUCACGUGAGGAGCCACCAAAAAAGCCACCUGUUCCGCAUGGUCCAAAGAUUCAGUCCAACGAGCAGAAAAGUGUUAUUCAAGCUAGAACCUAUCAAGAUUUGCUGAAAGAUGAAUAUGACGAGGAUUUAUUUGAUUACUACGCUACUUCUCAACUUGUCCUGGCCUCUCUUGAUGGAUCCAUUAAGCCGAUUGGACCACCGGCCAUAUACACAUCCAUGGAACCCUCUCCUGAUGAGCAGUACAUUUUGAUCGGAUCGAUUCAUAGGCCUUAUUCUUUCAUUGUACCCUGUGGAAGAUUUCCAAAAAAGUUUCAAGUCUGGAGAGCUGACGGGUCAGUUGUGAGGGAACUUUGCGAUUUGCCUCUUGCUGAAGACAUCCCAAUUACAAUUAAUAGUGUACGGAAAGGGAUGCGCUCCAUCAAUUGGAGGGCAGAUAAACCUUCAACUCUCUACUGGGUUGAGACACAAGAUGGGGGUGAUGCAAAAGUAGAAGUCUCUCCUCGUGAUAUCGUCUAUACGCAACAAGCCGAGCCUCUUGAAAGUAAAGAGCCAACAAUCUUGCACAAACUUGAUCUUCGCUAUGGAGGGAUUUCAUGGUGUGAUGAUUCACUCGCUUUAGUCUACGAGUCAUGGUACAAAACACGUAAGAUAAGAACAUGGGUUAUUUCUCCUGAUUCCAAGGAGGGGACAAGUCCGCGUGUACUGUUUGAGAGGUCAUCAGAAGAUGUAUAUUCUGAUCCAGGUUCGCCCAUGUUGCGUAGAACUCAUGCUGGUACGUAUGUCAUUGCGAAGGUGAAAAAGUUCAAUGAUGAAGGUAUCCAUGUUUUGCUCAAUGGAAGUGGUGCAACACCUGAAGGGAAUAUCCCAUUUUUGGAUUUGUUUGAAAUGUGA
This is a messenger RNA of Oldenlandia corymbosa var. corymbosa, 1791 nucleotides long. The record is from the annotation of a GenBank genome assembly. NCBI's taxonomy places the organism in Eukaryota, Viridiplantae, Streptophyta, Magnoliopsida, Gentianales, Rubiaceae.